AUGUCACGUCCUAGACGCCUCGAUGUCGCAAAAAUCCGGCAAAUCAGCACUGCCAAGGCCCUGGGCAAAGAAAUCGGGACCUGUUUUACGAUCCGAGCCGACGGAGAAGGCUGUAACCAGUGGUCGUCACUGAAGACGUCAGUCUAUGGGGCAGCUGAGAAAAUCCUUGGAUACGCCCAGCGACGCCGCAGUGACUGGAUCGACGGAGGAACCCUGGAGUUGUCUGCUCAGACGGCUCGAGCCAGGUUCCGUAACGAUGACUGCUUCCGCCAACUUCGGAAGAUGGCGGCAAAAUCGGCCAGGGAUGACCGGAAGCAAUAUUGGGCUGAAAUAGCGACAUCCAUGGAACAGGCCUCGAACGUUGGUGACACUCGAAAACUCUACCAACUUAUCCGCCAAUUUAACGGUAAGCCCUCUACACUGAGUGACUCUGUUCGCGACGUGAAUGGCGGUCUUAUUGCUGACAACUCGGCCAAAGUCCAGUGCUGGCGUGAGCACUUUGUGCCCCAUCUGAACUUCGAUACCCAACCUACAUCGUCCUUGUUCUCCUCCUCAGCGGAGUUUCUUCCCUCUCCUACCUAUGCAGUGCCAUGCGAUCCCCCCUCUGAGGAAGGAGUCGCCGAUGCCAUACGAAAGUUGCGCAACAAUAAGGCACCCGGAGAGGACGGUAUAUCCGCUGAAAUCUUCAAGUCUUGUGUCGGCACUGACGCCCUGGUUCCAUGA
Molecule: messenger RNA, 723 nt
Organism: Spirometra erinaceieuropaei
Lineage: Eukaryota; Metazoa; Platyhelminthes; Cestoda; Diphyllobothriidea; Diphyllobothriidae
Source: the annotation of a GenBank genome assembly